Messenger RNA from Uranotaenia lowii, 2911 nucleotides. It is a transcript of the gene homer, whose product is annotated as homer protein homolog 2. Gene Ontology annotation, cellular component: plasma membrane; cytoplasm; dendrite. The record is from RefSeq and is a predicted model, not a curated record. Gene Ontology annotation, molecular function: G protein-coupled glutamate receptor binding. The transcript is spliced from 8 exons. NCBI's taxonomy places the organism in Eukaryota, Metazoa, Arthropoda, Insecta, Diptera, Culicidae. The coding region runs from base 322 to 1470 and encodes 382 amino acids. Gene Ontology annotation, biological process: G protein-coupled glutamate receptor signaling pathway; regulation of store-operated calcium entry.
UUAUAUGACGUUCAAUACGAUGUAUAUAUCAAUCGAUCUUCAGAUGCAUUUUGCAGAAAUAUGAAUUAGCUGUAGUUGAAAAUCCGUGAACUUGUUUAAUUUAAUGUCGUGAGCUGCCAUCAAACCAUAAGUUCAAGUGGAAUAAAAAACUUUAUUAUUGAAGUAAUACUCAUAUGUGAACAUAUAUGUAUGCUGAAAGUGUAUCGAUGUCAAGGAAAUUUAUGGAUGCAGAAUAAAAUUGUCUGAAAACAUAAAACAUACAUAUUAAAGAUUAAAUAAAAUUGGAUGUUCAUCUGAUCAUUGCUGACCGAAUCUUUAAACAUGGGAGAACAGCCUAUAUUCACAUGUAACGCUCAUGUGUUUCACAUAGAUCCCAAAACUAAAAGAACUUGGAUCACAGCCAGUUCUAAGGCAAUCUCAGUGAGCUUUUUCUAUGACUCUUCAAGGAAUCUCUAUCGCAUAAUAAGUGUAGAAGGGAGUAAGGCGGUGAUAAAUUCAACGAUAACUCCUAAUAUGACUUUUACUCAAACGUCACAAAAAUUUGGUCAAUGGAGUGAUGUCCGUGCAAACACUGUGUAUGGCUUAGGUUUUGCUUCGGAGGCCGAACUAGGAAAGUUUAUAGAAAAAUUUCAAGAAGUGAAAGAGGCUACUAAAAAUGCAUUAAAUAAAGCUUCCGCCAAUGGAAAUUCCGCUGUUACGUCUGCCAACGCUUCUCCUGUUACUGCACGUUCUUCCAUGUCAAAUAGUGAUAGUUUUGAUCCAAACAAUUCAGAUGUUCCCACAACCCCAGCGAAUAAUGUUAUUUCCAGCAUUAAAACUGAUAGCCCAUCUCAUCCCACAACAAAUGAUGCUUUGAAUAACAUAAACACUUUAACAAGUGAGUUGAAACAAAUAUCCAUCAACUCUUCAUCUAGCGAUGGCAUGACAACGUCAACAACUGAACAACAACUGAAAUACGAAAACGAACGAUUGAAAUUAGCACUCGCUCAAAGCUCCGCAAAUGCCAAGAAAUGGGAAAUUGAACUCGCUACGCUUAAAAGUAAUAAUCUCCGUUUAACAAGUGCUUUGCAGGAAUCCACUGCUAAUGUGGAAGAAUGGAAGCGUCAAUUACAUUCGUACAAGGAAGAGAAUCAACGAUUGAAAAUCCGUUACCAGGAGUUAGAAGCAUCGAAAGGAUCCACCUCUGGCAAUGCCGGUGGUGCUGCAAAUGCCGCAAAUUCAGAACUAGCCGACGAACUUCGGCGUGAAAUUUCCCUGUUAAAAAACCGAAUCGAAGAUCUGGAGAAAGAGUUAUUGAAUCAGGAAAUGGAACUCAAGGCCGCGAACAAAAGUUUAAAGGAUAAACAGAAUGACUCAACCUUCAAACAGCUCACAGCGUUGUGUAAUCAGUUUUCGGUGCAUUUAUCGGAACUCGGAGGCAUACAAAAAGAAAUGGAGAAAAAUAUACAGAUGCAUCAAAAAACCACUUGAGAAUUAUACGGCAACAACUCUAACCUUUUAAAUGAGAUUAAUAUGUGUCAUGAAGGAAGUAGUCAGGAAUGUAUUGAAGCCAAGUCUCAUAAAAACUUUGUCACUAAUCGUAACGAUGAGAUUGAAUCUGAUAAAGAAUACAAGGGAUAUUUACCCUCGAAGCAACUUGCCAAUGUCAACCAAACAAAAAUUUCUAGCAGUACAACAGACGCACAAAAGCGGUCGCAACUAAAUGCAAAUGCACCAAAAACAGUAAUCCAAAAUCGAUCAAACUCUGGAAUAGUUCUGAUAACGACCAAACUGAACCAGUCAGAUGAAAGCAAACUUAUUCAGUUUGCAAAUAAUGACGGUGGCAAUAGGGCUGUAUUGAACAAAACAAAUUUAGAUCUUUUGAAUUCCGCAAAAAAGAUGGCAAACAUAGCGGAGUCAUCAAAUCAACCCAAAACUGCAACAAUUUUAGUUUCUAAAUCUAAAACGAAGACCGGACUUCCCCUGCUAUUGAAAAAAUCUAAAUAGGACGCAGAUUAAUUAUCUAUCGGAAACAUUUUUAUCCCGACAAUGUGUUCUUAUUAGUUUAAAUUUAUUUUUAAUGGCAGUUUCCAUUUGCAGCUACAACCACAUAUGUAGUAAUUCAGAAAAGUUUGAAAUUCAGCAAAAGAAACAAUAUUAUGAUUUUAAGAAAAUAGUAGUUAUUUAUCAACUGCUCCAAAUAAACGAUGCGGUCUACUUUAUCCUCCUAAGAUAAAGUAUUUUAUUAGUGUUGGAACGUAUAGGGAAAAGUCAUCUUAAAAUAGGUGACCGCAUUUUGAACAUGCUAUUUUGUAGACUAUGGACUUAGUUGUUCGAAUAAAAGUUUAUCUAUCAGUAUACAGUUGUUAGUAUUAUUUGUACUACCAAAGAUUUAUUGUCAAAUAUUGGCUUAAGCCUCCGACGAAUUUAAACAUGUAAUUUUUACUACUAUUCCAUUUGCAAAUGCGCAUUACCAAGUUGAUUGUUGAAUAUGAUUUACGGGAAAGGAUCAAGUAUAUUAAAUACUUAAGAAGCUAUACUAUGUCUGUAUUUAUUUUACCUACAUUUAAAACGCGAUUUCCUCAACAAUUUCAAAGCCAACCAGAAUAUAAAUUUAAAAAAAAAUAGCAAAAUGGUUAUUCUUUAAUUCAAUGAACUGCAUUUUUAAAUAUCAAUCAAGGUAUGGUUUUUGUGUAGAUGAUAGACUAUGUAUUACAAAAUAAAGUAUGUGUAUAAAUCUGUUUGGAUAUGGACUCUGAAUCUUUAGAUAGACAGCAUAUAAGUUUAACGCUACUAUAUUGCAGUUCUGCAUGCAUAUUUUAUACAAUGCAAUCAUUUAAAAUAAUGUAAUAACUCUUAGAAUCAACAUUAUGUAUCGAGCCGAAGGUAAAUAAGAGAAAAUAAAAAUAUUGUGUUACUACAACAUUGUGAA